AUGGAGCUGGACCCUGCACCACCUGUUCUCAACCAGACUGUACUGGUCUCUGGGCCGGGGCCCUUCAUCCUGUUGGGGGUGCCAGGACUGGAGGCCUGGCAUGCCUGGCUUUCUGUUCCUGUGUGCUUGCUGUAUAUUGCAGCUUUGGUGGGAAAUGCCCUUCUACUGGGAUUGGUGGCAGCAGACAAGGCACUUCAGGCACCCAUGUACCAGCUGUUGGGGCUCCUGGCGAUCACUGACUUGGCGCUAGCCACCUCCACUGUGCCCAAAGCGCUGGCAGUGCUCUGGGGCUUCUCAGAUGAGAUCUCUUUUGGGGCCUGCUUAGCUCAGCUCUUUGUUGCCCAUGUGGCCUUCAUUGCCGAGUCCUCAGUGCUGCUGGCCAUGGCUGUGGACCGUUAUGUGGCCAUUUGCCAGCCUCUGCGCUAUGGGGCCUUACUGAGCCAGCGUGUAGUUGGUGUGGUGGCUGUCGCUGCUGUGACCCGGGGUGCCUGUGUCAUGGCGCCUCCUGUGGCCCUGCUCCAGAGACUGCCCUACUGUGGGCGGCGGGCACUGCCCCACACCUACUGUGAGCACAUGGGAGUGGCACGACUGGCCUGUGGUGACACACGCCCCAACGUCUGGUAUGGACUGGUCACCACCUUGCUCUCUCCAGUUCUAGAUCUGGGCCUCAUAGGUGCUUCCUAUGCUUUUAUUCUCCGUGCUGUCUGUCGCCUGCCAUCCCACGGUGCCCGUCACAAGGCCCUGGGCACCUGUGGGGCCCAUGCCAGUGUCAUCACCCUCUUCUACACACCUGCUCUCUUCUCCUUCCUGACUCACCGUUUCGGCCGCCAUACAGUGCCCAGCCACAUCCACAUCCUGCUGGCCAACCUGUACGUGGUGGUGCCCCCAGCUCUGAAUCCUGUGGUCUAUGGCGUGCGCACCCAGCAAAUUGCAUUGAGGCUCAGGCACUUGCUCCGACUCUGCUGGGUGGGGCCAGUGCAAGUGGUGGGCCCUGAAAGGGAAGAAUGA
Molecule: messenger RNA, 1008 nt
Organism: Condylura cristata (star-nosed mole)
Lineage: Eukaryota; Metazoa; Chordata; Mammalia; Eulipotyphla; Talpidae
Product: olfactory receptor 52D1-like
Exons: 1
Coding region: 1-1008 (335 amino acids)
Biological process (GO): G protein-coupled receptor signaling pathway
Cellular component (GO): membrane
Molecular function (GO): G protein-coupled receptor activity; olfactory receptor activity
Source: RefSeq, a predicted model, not a curated record